UGCUCGAACACAGGGGUUCCCUGGAACAGAGAGAUGGUUAGAGAGAGAGAGAGAGAGAGAGAGAGAAGGAUGGGGAAAAGAGAGGGAGAACAGCACAAGAAGAAAAAGCUGAAGGUAACAGGGAAACCAGGCUCUUAGGAUGCUCUGACUUUACUGCAGGAAGCCGGUUGGCGUGUGUCACUGCAGAACCGACGCUUGAAGUGAGAGGCCUGACACCUCGACAGCCUCCAAACCAGUUUGGAUUGUGUGUCAGCACCCAGCUGAGGUCCACAUAAGGACUUCCUGUCUGCUGUUAUGGGAAGUCUCCAUCUUGGUAUCAACUACUAGUCCUCUCAACUCCAUUCCUGCACAGUGUUGGCAGAAGCGUAAGCUGUGGAUUAUUAUCACUGGAUGUCCCAUGAGAUGCCAGAAGUUCUUGGCGUGUUCUGAACAGGUGAAAUCAUGAUCCUGUUGUUUAAGUGAAGUGUAUUCCAAGAGGACAAAUUCUUGUUGAAGAUUUGUGGUGGCCAUACUGCCACUGUGCUGGGAGUUAAAACGCCAGCAAAUCCCCCCACCCCCUCGCCCCUGAAUAAAACACCCAAAGCUUGUGCUUAUUUGGAACUAUGCCGUGUCCGUCUCCUCCUUCGUCACCCUACCUUACUCCCCGCUCUGUCUUUAUUGUUGGACUGGUGCUUCUGGUCCUUUGGGGGCCCCCGGAGGUCAUCUGCCAGAAUGAUACAGAGCCAAUCGUGUUGGAGGGAAAGUGUCUGGUGGUGUGCGACUCUACCCCCUCUGCAGAGCCAUCGGGUAACGCUCUGGGCAUGUCGGUGAGGUCAGGAACUGGUCGGGUGGCGUUUUCAGCCAUCCGUAACACCAACCACGAACCGUCGGAGAUGAGCAACCGCACCAUGACCAUCUACUUUGACCAGGUCCUAGUAAACGUUGGCAGCCAUUUUGAUCCAGCUCGGAGUAUCUUCGUGGCCCCUAGAAAAGGAGUGUACAGUUUCAGCUUUCAUGUGGUCAAAGUUUACAAUCGGCAGACGAUACAAGUGAGUUUGGUUCUCAACGGUUGGCCGGUGAUUUCAGCCUUCGCAGGUGAUCAGGACGUGACCAGGGAAGCGGCCACCAACGCCGGGCUGGUGAUGAUGGAGCGAGGGGACAAGGCUUACCUCAAACUGGAGAGGGGGAACCUGAUGGGAGGCUGGAAGUACUCGACUUUCUCCGGGUUUCUGGUGUUCCCCUUGUAGAUUAGAUAGAGGUAGGAUGGAAGAUUAUCUUUUUCAUUAUAAUUUGUAUGAAGGGGAGUGGUAAUAAAAUAAAGAUUGUUUUAAGGCAUAUGUUAUUUGACAGAGAGGAGGAAGUAUUAAACAAUGAGCUCCACAAUCAAGUUGGGAACAUCAAACUGCUUUGAUGCAUCUCGGUAUUGGAUGAAUCCUCAACUUCACUCUGUGCCAAAUAAUCCUGAAUGUAAUUUCCAUUUCCAUUGCACUUAUGGCUCACUUACUACUGACUAAUGUGUUGUCUGUGCUCGCUUACAGCAGGUGUCAGCCUGUCAUAUGUUUACGGUUUCCGUGCAUGAAAUACAGAAUAAAGAACAUUACGGUGUCUGUUCCCUGCCUCCUACUA
Messenger RNA from Scatophagus argus, 1605 nucleotides. RefSeq names its product cerebellin-1. Bases 603 to 1226 code for a protein of 207 amino acids. Gene Ontology annotation, cellular component: synaptic cleft; glutamatergic synapse. NCBI's taxonomy places the organism in Eukaryota, Metazoa, Chordata, Actinopteri, Scatophagidae. The record is from RefSeq and is a predicted model, not a curated record. The transcript has 4 exons. Gene Ontology annotation, molecular function: protein binding.